Jaculus jaculus (lesser Egyptian jerboa) is the source of this 3410-nucleotide messenger RNA. RefSeq names its product outer dynein arm docking complex subunit 2 (gene Odad2). The transcript is spliced from 20 exons. The record is from RefSeq and is a predicted model, not a curated record. Lineage: Eukaryota; Metazoa; Chordata; Mammalia; Rodentia; Dipodidae. Bases 149 to 3271 code for a protein of 1040 amino acids. Gene Ontology annotation, molecular function: protein binding.
GGUUGUCUAAGGUGUCCAAAGCACUCUGCCAACCGGCCCUGUCGGGUAAAAGCUUGUCUGCUGCGGCUCCUUGGGUCAUUGAGCUAGGAAAUCGAUUUGAGUAGAUUCAAAUCGUGAGCCGAGCGCAGCUGGAGGCGUCCUGGAGCCCAUGGGGGUGGCGCUGACCAGAUCCGCCCAGUGGACUGCGGCCGGCUACGGGACCGGGACCCUGGAGACGACCCCUCUGAAUGAAGCGCUCCUGACAGAGAUUGUGACGUUCGUGGAGUCUUUCAGUUAUAAUUAUCCCCAAGAGGCAAAAUUUGUUUUUGUAGAACCGCUUACGUGGGAAACAAAUUUGGAGCCCUCAGCCUUUGAAUCAGGUUACAUUGUCAGUGAAACCACAGCCAAAUCAGAAGAAGUUGAUGAAAGUGGACAGCCUUUGUUGUUUCUCUCUGUGCCACAGAUUGCAGUUCGGAGUUUUGGGCAGCUGUCACAGUUGUUAGCUGUUGCUAAAGACACAAAACUGAAGGAAGCACAAGCCUGUAUUGAAGCUAAUAGAGAUCCUGUCGUUAAAAUCCUGGGCUCAGACUAUGGCACAGUGCAAGAAGACACCACUGCCUUAAAUAUCCUCGAUAACUUUAUCACAGGCUAUGAUCAUGAAAGCCAUAUGAAAAGGAAAAUUGCCAUACUGCUUAAGCAACUAGAUCUACACCUUCUCAACCACUCCUUAAAGCAUAUUUCACUAGAAAUAUGUUUAAAUCCAGUGAAUUUUAAGAAGGAUAUAGAGCUGCUGCAGCGUCUCUCGGGGAGGGGAGAAGAGACAGUGCUGGAAUCCAUUGACUACACCUCAGAUUAUGAAUUUUCUAAUGGAUGCCGAGCUCCUCCUUGGAGACAAAUUCAAGGGGAAAUUUGUUAUGUGCUUGUGAAGCCACAUGAUGUUGAGACUUUAUGCAUUACUUGCAGUGCGGAAGGCGUAUUUUUAAAUGGUGGCAAAGUAGAGGAAGAGGGAGAAAUUGAUUAUGAAAGAAAAGGUGAAAUUUAUAAAGAUCUUGUCACAUUUUUAAAAGAAAAAUCACCGGUGUUUUCGGAAAAUAUGUCUAAACAGGAGGUUAGAUUCAGUGAACAGCAGCAAAAGGAACACAAUGAAGAGACACCCAAGAAGGAGGAAUCCAAGAGGAUGCCUGGAACUAAUGUCGACAAGAAUAAACUGGAGAAGAACCAAAUUAAUUUCGGGAAAACAUUAAUGACCAAGAGACUGGAGCCAAGCUUAAACUGGAGAACCAAUGUUGAUUCCAAAGAUCACAAAAGCUCCAGCAAAGAAACUCAGGAGGAAAAGCAAGGAAAACAUGAGAAGUCAUCUGCGUCUGUCUCAGCUGGAAGGGCACAGUUACUUCGGAAGGGCACCGAGAAGAUUGAAGAGGUCGUCAGUGAGAGCUCCUCUGAGAGCGAGGAAGACGAGGAGCCCCCUGAUCAUCGCCAGGAAGCUAAUGCAGAUCUGCCAUCAGAAUACUGGCAAAUUCAGAAGCUGGUGAAAUAUUUAAAGGGAGGCAAUCAGACCGCCACAGUGAUUGCCUUGUGUUCCAUGAGGGAUUUCAACUUAGCUCAAGAGACCUGUCAGCUGGCGAUCAGAGAUGUCGGAGGGCUUGAAGUCUUAAUAAAUCUACUCGAUACAGAGGAAGUCAAAUGCAAGAUUGGUUCAUUAAAAAUCCUGAAGGAAAUCAGUUAUAAUCCUCAAAUCAGACGUAAUAUUGUUGACCUUGGGGGCUUACCAAUUAUGGUUAAUAUACUCGAUUCUCCAUACAAGACUCUAAAAUGUUUGGCUGCUGAGACGAUUGCAAAUGUGGCCAAGUUCAAGAGAGCCCGGCAGGCUGUGAGACAACACGGAGGCAUCACCAAACUGGUAGCUCUGCUGGACUGUGCACAGACUUCCACAGAACCUGCUCAGUCAAGUCUGUAUGAAACCAGAGAUGUGGAGGUGGCUCGCUGCGGGGCAAUGGCACUGUGGAGCUGCAGUAAGAGUCACUCCAACAAAGAGGCCAUUCGUAAAGCCGGGGGCAUCCCUUUGUUGGCCCAGCUACUGAAAACGUCCCACGAGAACAUGCUCAUUCCUGUAGUGGGGACCUUACAAGAAUGUGCAUCAGAGGAAAACUACCGAGCUGCUAUCAAAGCAGAGAGGAUCAUUGAGAACCUUGUAAAGAACCUGAACAGUGAGAAUGAACAACUGCAGGAGCACUGUGCCAUGGCCAUUUACCAGUGUGCUGAAGACGAGGAAACCCGAGACCUGGUUCGGCUGCACGGAGGACUUAAGCCCUUGGCCAGCCUACUCAAUAACACCGACAAUAAGGAACGGCUAGCUGCUGUCACAGGGGCAAUAUGGAAGUGCUCCAUCAGCAAAGAAAACAUCAUCAAGUUCCGAGAAUACAAAGCCAUUGAAACUUUGGUGGGGCUUUUAACUGACCAGCCUGAAGAAGUACUUGUGAACGUGGUUGGAGCCUUGGGAGAAUGCUGCCAGGAGCAUGAGAACCGCAUCAUUGUCCGGAAAUGUGGUGGCAUCCAGCCCCUCGUAAACCUCCUUGUGGGAAUUAACCAAGCUCUUCUGGUGAAUGUCACCAAAGCAGUUGGUGCAUGUGCAGUGGAACCGGAAAGUAUGACGAUAAUCGAUCGCUUAGAUGGAGUUCGUUUGUUGUGGUCCCUGCUGAAAAACCCCCACCCGGAUGUCAAGGCCAGCGCAGCGUGGGCGCUCUGUCCAUGCAUCGAGAAUGCAAAGGAUGCUGGAGAAAUGGUUCGUUCCUUUGUUGGUGGUUUAGAACUUGUUGUCAAUUUACUGAAAUCAGACAACAAAGAAGUGCUGGCAAGUGUAUGUGCUGCUAUUACCAACAUAGCAAAGGACCAGGAAAACUUAGCUGUUAUUACAGACCAUGGAGUUGUUCCUUUAUUGUCCAAGCUAGCAAAUACAAAUAAUGACAAAUUGAGGCGUCACCUGGCAGAGGCUGUUUCACGUUGUUGUAUGUGGGGCCGAAACAGAGUCGCCUUCGGGGAGCACAAAGCAGUGGCUCCAUUAGUCCGUUACCUGAAAUCGAAUGACACCAACGUGCACCGAGCAACGGCUCAGGCCCUGUACCAGCUCUCUGAAGAUGCCGAUAACUGCAUCACCAUGCAUGAGAACGGCGCCGUAAAGCUCCUCCUGGACAUGGUUGGGUCCCCAGACCAGGAGCUCCAGGAGGCUGCAGCCGGGUGUAUAUCGAACAUCCGCAGACUGGCUCUUGCCACAGAAAAGGCGAGAUACACUUGAAAUGCGAACCGACCUGACAAGCUGCUAAGGUUGAGAUGUCACACGACAUGCCAUUCCUAUGGCUGGAAAUCCUAAGUUGGGAAACACAGCAAAUCCUUUAAACAGUAUAAGUGAAAAUGCAUGGUAUAAAAAUGCGAAU